AUGACAGGACCACCACCUCAAGCACCCCCACCGUCAACAGCUCCAAACCAGGCGCCCAACCAACAAUCGUCCUCGUCCUCGGCCUUCUCAGAUGCGGCUGACUCGUGGGAGGCGAAAGCCCUUGCAGCCUCGCUCGGACAUGUUGUCGAGAACGUCGGAUUGCACUUCCUCGGCGGAGGGAAGGAGUACCCUGCGCCAUCCGAGGCUCAGAAGAAUCUCGAGUCUGUUCAUCCAACGCUGAAGGAAGCUAGGCAGGCUGUGGCAAGCUUCUUUCCCUCCUCCGAGACAUUGGACAAGGGAACGUCUGGGUACGUUGGAGCUCUAACGACCUCAAGUUUGAAGCUGAUCAUCAGGAAACUAUGUCAUGGACCGCAAAACGGGGCGCAAGGUCUUCGAGCCAAUGCCGCUUUGUGCGUAGCUUCUAGAACUUCCGCGAUCAAGCUGACUGCAGACGUCCGGAUAGGAAUGCACCUCCUCUUCGUGUCCGGGAGAGGCAAGAUCCAGCAGAUGCUCAAGACCCAGAGCGUGCGAGAGGGUAAGCUGUACGACGCCACCGGCCCUCAGGUCAAGCAGCACAUCGCAAAGUUCAUCGCGACGUACCAGCUCGACACGUCUCAACUGCUUGAACAAGAUCUGGACAAGUAUCCCGUGAGCUCGUCCGGGGGACACUGCGAGCUGACAGCCCAGACCAUGAACUCGUUUUUCGCCCGUAAACUCGUUCCUGGAGCGCGCCCGAUCGCAUCCGCCGACGACCCUAGUGUCAUCGACUCGCCCGCCGACUGCCGCCUCUCAUGCUUUGACACAGUGAGCGACGCCACUAAGUUUUGGGUGAAAGGAAAGCAGUUCACGAUUCCGCACCUGCUGGGCGCGAUUGAUGACGAUACGGCGAAGGGGUUCACCGAUGUCUCCGGAGACAACGCCACUACGGCGACUUCUCAGAAGCAGCCCGCCAACGCGCCUUCGGACCCCAAAUCGGAGAUCGCGAAGAAUCCGAAGGUGACGAACAAUACGAACAUUUCCGACCAGAAGCAGGACCAGGCGUUGCAGUCCUUCCUUCGACACUCGGAUUAUGCACUCGCUGUUGCCCGCCUCGCACCUCAGGACUACCAUCGCUUCCAUUCACCCGUCGACGGCGUCCUCGUUUCGCAAACCGACAUUGAUGGUGACCUGUAUAUAAGUUACAAGCGCAGCGUGAUGAUGAUCGACGCGGACCUGGGCCCCGGUCUCGAAAACACGAGCACCGCCUUCGUCGCGAUCGGUGCGAUGCUGGUCGGUUCCAUCGUGUGGAGCAAGAAGCCAGGCGACCGCGUGCGCAAGGGCGAGGAGCUGGGCUACUUCCAGUACGGCGGAAGCACGUGCAUCGUCGCCUUCCCUGGGCACUGCGUCAAGUUUGACAAGGAUCUGAUCAACACCUCGGACGACGGCAUGGAGACGCUCGUCAAGGUCGGCGAGCACAUCGGUAAGGCGGAGCGGGUUCAGUAG
Trichosporon asahii var. asahii CBS 2479 is the source of this 1482-nucleotide messenger RNA. RefSeq lists its product as uncharacterized. The transcript has 7 exons. The record is from RefSeq and is a predicted model, not a curated record. Gene Ontology annotation, biological process: phospholipid biosynthetic process. NCBI's taxonomy places the organism in Eukaryota, Fungi, Basidiomycota, Tremellomycetes, Trichosporonales, Trichosporonaceae. The coding region runs from base 1 to 1482 and encodes 493 amino acids. Gene Ontology annotation, molecular function: phosphatidylserine decarboxylase activity.